Glarea lozoyensis ATCC 20868 is the source of this 591-nucleotide messenger RNA. RefSeq lists its product as uncharacterized. The coding region runs from base 1 to 591 and encodes 196 amino acids. Lineage: Eukaryota; Fungi; Ascomycota; Leotiomycetes; Helotiales; Helotiaceae. The transcript has a single exon. The record is from RefSeq and is a predicted model, not a curated record.
AUGGUUUACCCUAGAGAUCCUAUCACAGGAUUGUUCAACGCCAAAAGAUUUCAAUUUGGUCUUAACCUCCAGGCAAGCGUCGACGGACAACAUCUGUUAAACUGGGGCUUUGACGAUUGGUAUCUUACGGGAUGUAGAGAUAUUGAAUGGGGCAAAGAUCUUGGCACCUUACUGUACAAUGAGGUUACUCUUUGGGGCGAUUUAGUUAGCUGUGAGGGCUGCCGCAUAUACAAGCCACAGGAGGCAUUCGAUCACUUCGAGUUCGAACGCAACUUUCUGUCGAAGGCAAAAGUUCAAAGACAGGUCCACACCCUGGAGCCCGAAGAUAUUGCAUGGUACAAGAGCCACUGUAAAAGGUGCCGAGUCCGGAUCCUACUUGUCUUUCUCGAUUCGAGGGUUGAGAUGUUGGACGAACAAGAGUUAGGUCUACAUACAAGAACCAGUUUAGGUGUACUAUAUAAGACACCGAGGACUGAAUUUGAGAGAAAGCAAGAAAUGGAAGCGGCCCGUGGUUUGGGUCCGGAGGAGUAUCAUGCUGCUGAAUGUGGCUAUGAAACUUGGUCACAGAUCUUUGAGAAACUCAAGAUUUGA